AUCGGAAAGACUGGCUGCGUUUAGUGCACUCGGAGCGACGUACACGCGUACAAUCUUCCACGCCCAAAAAGCGAUGCUGGUCCAACUGCUGACCCUCGGCCUGGGGCUGCUGCUGGUUGCGGAAGAGCAGCUGCAGGUAUUGGCCCUGACCAUCACCAACGGGCACUGCCAGAAGAAUAUCAGCGUCAAGUACCAGGUGCCGGUGACCAGGACUCGAAUGCCCGCCAACGCCAGCUCGGAGUCGCAAGCGGAGCAGUACGUGGUGUACGAGGAGCGGAUACGCUGGGACAACGUGCAGGUGUGCUGCCCUGGGUAUCGCACCAUUUUGUUCGGCUUCUGCGAGCCCAUCUGCCUCGAGGCCUGCCCAGCCCACAGCUACUGCGUGGAGCCGAACAAGUGCCACUGCAUGCGCGGCUACGAGCACUCCCACCACCCGAACAAGCAGCACCAGCUCAUCUGCCGCCCCAUCUGCCAGGGCGGCUGUCCGGAGCACAGCCACUGCGUCUCCCACAACGAGUGCGAGUGCCGGGCCGGCUACAAGGACGUGAGCCGCUGGUUCAGCCUCAGCCUCAUCUGCGAGCGUGUCCAAUGCGGCCAGGAGCAGCGCUAUGACCCCGCCCGCCACUCCUGUGUCAAAAUCGAGAUGAGCAUGGAGGAGCUGAUGCAGCGCGUGGCCGAGCGCCUGGCCCAGGGUCUGGAGUCGACCACCGAGCAAGACGGAGACGACAACAAUGAGACUUAGUUAAGUAGAAUCGAGUAACUUAGAAGCAUGCAAACCUUAAAAAAGAAACCACAAAAUGUGUUGGACUGAUGAUUGAUUGCAAUAAGAAUAUUGAAUUAAACCCUAAACAAUAAUGAACAGCAUUAGUUCCGCAUGGAGUAAAUCUUCUACAACUUCUUCUACUUUGGAUACGUUUUUAUGGCGAUUCCGAGAUUGUAUUCUUCAACACAAUAGUUUUAUUUCUCAGUGUAACCGACAAACAGAUUAAUUAUGAAAAUUUAUAAUAAAGUGCAGAUUAGGCUGGGCCAAAAUUUGA
Messenger RNA from Drosophila obscura, 1037 nucleotides. RefSeq lists its product as uncharacterized. The record is from RefSeq and is a predicted model, not a curated record. Bases 74 to 742 code for a protein of 222 amino acids. The transcript has a single exon. NCBI's taxonomy places the organism in Eukaryota, Metazoa, Arthropoda, Insecta, Diptera, Drosophilidae.